Liolophura sinensis is the source of this 5364-nucleotide messenger RNA. Its product is annotated as caspase-2-like. Lineage: Eukaryota; Metazoa; Mollusca; Polyplacophora; Chitonida; Chitonidae. Gene Ontology annotation, biological process: proteolysis; regulation of apoptotic process. Gene Ontology annotation, molecular function: cysteine-type endopeptidase activity. The coding region runs from base 185 to 1777 and encodes 530 amino acids. The transcript is spliced from 11 exons. The record is from RefSeq and is a predicted model, not a curated record.
AGCUCUUUCAGCGACAUCGUCGUUUUUUAAGAUAACGGGAAAUCUGAAAAGCUUUUAUGAGUUUCAGAAGAGAAAGAUGGAGAAGGUGAGGUUGACUUGGCCGUAGUUAGAUGCACAUCUAAUGUGUCUGGAAAAUUCGGACUGAGAAGAAAUCUUGCUGGUCUGGACAGUUUGGUGAAACAGCAUGGAUACCAGGCACAAAGACAUCUUGGUGACUCGCAGGCCAGAGUUGGUAGAAAAUCUGAACAUGAGAGAUGGUCUCUUCACCCAGCUGAUCGCUCGCAAAGUUCUCAGUGGCCGAAUGGUCCGGACCAUACAGCAUGGAAAAACACCAGACCAGCAAGCGGAAGACCUGCUGAAUAUCCUUCCCACCAGGGGGCCGAAAGCGUUCGACUUAUUCUGCGAGUCUUUGGAAGCUGACGAUCAAUCUGAGCUUGUGAGACUCUAUCUUCGUGGUGACGGGAAUUUGGGAAAAGACGAAGAUGACAGUUCAUCCAGAGGAAGUACAUCUCAAAAACUCGACAGAUCCUCCCCAAUUCUCAUUGCCAUACGUGAAGAUGAUCUCAAACGAUACAAUAUUCAGUGUUAUUCCAAAUCAACACGGGAGAAAAAAGAGGAGGAAUUGACUCAUGGGAACCCUCCACCAUUUGAAGAAAAUGAGACUAGAAUGGUGUUAAAACAUUACCUGUCAGAGCCCCCACCCCCAUACCAGCUCAACUCAGAACAAACAUUGCCCAUCAAGUCGUGUACCUCUGUCGGAUCUUCCUCCCACAAUCCCUCUGAUGUGAACAGAGCCGACAGCUUAGAUACUAUGAACAAACGACCUUCCACCUCCAGCUCUCACAGUAAUGACAUGCCAGUGUGCUCACGCAUCUUGUUAUCACCAAGAAACAUAAAGCCUGUAGCAGGGAAGCUGAUCCCUGACUCGGAGGAUGAAGGGAUAGAUUUGACAGACGGACCAGUCAAUGUCAGAGUGGAGCGAUGCGAAAGAUACUUCUAUCUUCAAAACUACAAAAGUGCAUACCCCAUGAACAGAAUUCCCCGAGGGAACGCUAUCAUCCUCAAUGUGAACGAGGUGGUUGGACGAGGCCCCAGGAAGGGGACGGACAUUGACAGAGAUAACAUGAAGAACCUGCUCACCCAGCUGGACUUUGAUGUGCAGGUGUACAAUGACAUUGAUGGUCUGACAGCACGGGAAAUGGUGGAGAAACUGCGUGACUUUUCGCGAGAAGAGUCUCAUUAUGACUCCAACUGUUGCAUCAUAGUCUUGCUGAGUCACGGAGAGGAGGGCUAUAUCUUCGGUACAGAUGGUCUGAAGAUACCAAUGUCGGGCAUAUUUGCCAUGUUUGACAAUGCUAAUGCGCCAGGACUGGUGGGAAAGCCAAAAAUAUUUUUUGUCCAGGCUUGCAGAGGAGGAGCGCUAGACAAAGGCGUGUCGUGUGACGAGACAGAUGGUGGUACAGACAUGACGGAGACUGUUGCUAGGAUACCAUCUCAGUCUGAUAUGUUGAUAUGCUACCCUACACAAGAAGGUUAUUAUGCUUGGAGGAAUCGAGACAGAGGUAGCUGGUACAUAGAGGGCAUCGUCCAAAUCUUCAUGAAGUAUGCCAAAAAUGAAGACAUCUGUGCCAUGCUCAACAGGGUCAACCACUUAGUGUCCAAGAAGUUGUCAAAAAGUUUACACUCAGAAAUGGAUCAGAUGACGCAGAUGUCGGAAUACAAGAGCACCCUACGGAAACCCCAUUUUUACUUCUUCCCUGGCAUCGGUAGCCAGUGACUUCAAUCAUGUUUCUUCCGUGUAGAAUGCAGUUCGGGUACAGAGUCAACCGUAGGAAUACCUAGUUUUACUUCUUCCAUGGUAUCUGCGGCCAGUGACUUUGUGUGACUGAUUAAAAUCGUGUUUCUUCCAUAUGCAAUGCAGUUCGGGUACAAAGUCAUUCUAAGGAAGACCUGUCUUUACUUAUUCCAUGAUAUCUGCAAGUCAGUGACCUUGUGUGACUGAUAAAAAUCAUGUCUCCUCCAUGUGGAGUGGAUUUUGGGGAUUUGGGUACAAAGUCAACAUAAGCAAGUUCCAUGGUGACAUUUUCUUAAGUAUGAACAGCAGGUGGCUUCUUUGUGAAAUAAACCUUUGUGACAGAUAAAAACUCAUGUGUUUCUCCACGUUGAGUGGUGUUGGGGUACGAGUCAUUUCAUGGAAGCCCCAUUUUUACUUCUGCUUUUGUAUCGUCAGCCAGUGACUUCAUUGUGACUGGUAAAAAACAAAAUUGUACUUUCUGUGUGGAAUAUAUGAAGGAAUGACAUAUGGCUCUGUGGUAUCAUCGUGACUGGUAAAACCAUUUUUGUUUACCAUUUGGAGAACAGCUUUAUAAACUCUGCCAACAGUCCUUGUUUCUUCCAGGGGGUGGAGACAUACAUCUUGUUUUCGAUCUGUUGUGAAGAUACUUGUUUUCAUUGUAUGUGAAUCUGAAGAAUGUUGGGAAGUUUUAUUACUUGAAGAAUCUUUUUAGUAGACUAGUGAAAAACUGUUUUAUCUUUUCAUUUUCAUUUACAUGGAAUUGAGUAAGUUCCUCAUGACCUUUUUAUAUGCCAAGAAAACAAAGAUUUGCACAUGUACAUUGCUGAAUCAUUCAAAACAUUCCCUGUGAAAAGAUGGUGCUAAAGUCAACACAUUUGUCAUCUACAUUAUGACAUAGAAAGAUGUUUUAUACCUUGUUAAAAAUUUGUACAAUCAUCGGUGAAUAUUUUUCAUAAACUGUCUGAAUACCAAACAGCUCACUAAAUGAGUUCACAUCCUCCAUAAAAACAACAUGGGAAAAUUGUGCUAUGUUUUAUUGUAUAGCUUACAUGGUUAAACACUUAUAAAAAUUACUAAAUUAAUUAUUCUCAUCAAGACUGAGAUAAAUUGAGUCUUGUCAUGCACUUAUUUUUCAAAUUCAAUGUGUAGAUCUGAGAUUUCAUUCUUGCUAUGAUCUUGGAAAUUAUGAAUACCAUUGCUUAUCAAGCUGUGCUAAUGGGUUGUCCUAGAAGAAUCUCAUUUAGCAGUGGUCUUAACUGGGUACAGAAUCAUCACUGGUUGAUUGCUAUGUGUAAAUUGACUCGAUUUGCAACUUGUAAAAUUGGUUGGCAUUAGAUAAUCUUCCUGAAACUCUUCCACCUCAGUUGGAACUUUCAGAAGGCUUGGAAGAGCUUUUGGAAGGAGAUUAGCUCAAAUCAAGUGGACAGGAUAUAUAUUUUGGAAGAAAAAUAGCUCAGAUGGAGUGGAUUGAAGAAAAGUGCAAAGCGAGUUGUUCUCUUGAUUGGUCAUCGUAGACUAAGCUGAAGUUUAGGUACUUUAUUUGUUGUUCACUGAUGUGUGACCAAGUUUUUCUGCCUUAACCCAGGAUUCCCUAUCUGCACUGUAGGCCAAUCAGAGUUGAUUCUGUAACAAGUACCAAUACUUGAUUGUGGGUAUUGCCUUGGACCCUGUUUUUGUCUACUCACAAAGCUCACAUCCAACAGGCAAAACAUUGAAACAUACAAAUUUGUGGACUGUUAAACCCAUGGCAGAGUGUGCAAUAUUUUACAUUGCAAUUCAUAAAUCGAUUUGUUAUGAGCAAGCAGUGGAUCUGAGUUCUAUAUUUUUUGUAUACAUAUACGUAUGGCUUGAAUCUAUACAUGCAAGUAUAAAUGUCUGAUGGUUUCAAAGAAAUAGAGGUACUAUAGUACAACAUGGGUACAUAUGCACGCACGCCAAUCUUAUUUUGAAUGCAAAUUGACAUGUACAUUAAUUUUAAGCUUUAUUUGACUGUAUACAUUGAAGAUUAAAAUCUUCAAGCACUGUUAAAGGAGAAAUAAAUAGUAAUUAGAACUACAUGCCAUCACUGCCAGUUUGUUUUGAGGAUUAUAUUACUUUGUAUUGUUUUAUUAUGGUCCAGUUAUAAAUUUCCAUUUUUUCCCUCAUUUUAAUGUUGAAAUCUUUUGUUUUAAUCCUAAUAGUCACUAAGGAACAAAUUGUUUAGUAAUUUUAUGUAUAUGCAGUAAGAUUUGUCCAAUUUGUUUAUAAUUCUAGAGUUUUGUAAUUCAGAUAUUUUUUUAUUGUUGAAUGCAAUGAUCUUUUAUAUAUGUCCUGUACAUUUUCUUCAGUUUUGUUUUCUUCUUUCUGUCUUCUUUUUUUGCUCCUAUGGUGAGGAUAUAUAACGCAUUUAUUCUUGCACCAAAUUUUACAUAUGAAGAAAAUACAGUACUGGUAUCACAUGAGUUUUUACUGCUCUCAGUAAUUGGUAGUUAAAACACAACCCUGUAGCCUGAUUAGAACAAGGGGUUAUGUGUACGGAAGAUCCUGCCAGUUGCUACUAAUAUGAUAUUAAUUGUGUUAUAAAGACAAAACAGUUUUGAAAAUAUUUUACAAAGUUUCUCUCAGACUGUCUGCUCUUUAAAAUGCUCUUUAGGGGAAACAAUACGUCCUACACUGUGGAGCCAAAUUGCAUCUUUUGGCUCAAUUGUGUAAGAUUUGAUUCAAUAUCUCGUGCUGUAUUUUUGGCUAGUGUGUAAACUUCAAUCUCUAGAAAACCAAAGUUAGUUUGCCUUGAAGUGUAUGGUACAUUUUGUUAAACGUGUACUUGUUCAUUUGCUUUUCUAAAUUCAUUUGCUUUUCUAAAAUUUGUCAAUUUUAUGCUUACGUAUUACUGGCAAGUUCAAGUUUUGAAUAUGUACCUUAAAAUUCUUUUCCUUGAGAACAUUACAAUCCUUGUAAAUUUGACACAACCCCAUCUAAAGCAUUGAGCAGUCAUAGUAACAUGAAAAUAGUUAUUUGAAGGUUUAUAUAAUGGUGAGACACUUUCAUUCUGAAGAACUGGAAUGAUAGUACGAUUUUGCAACUUUUAGUUUUUAACGGUGGUUGCCAACUUCAUUCAAGUUAUAAUUCCAUGAUUGAACAAAUUUUUUCAUCAUACACAAACUUGUGUAAUUUGAUAUUGCAGAAAUAUAUGUUGUGUAGAUUUUUUUUUAUGUUGCUGACAGAUGCCAGGUAUGUUAUUCGUUCAACUCGACACCGUCUUGUGCAGAUUAAUCUUCAGCUGUUCAGAUAUGCCUUUGCAAUGAAGCCUAUGCCAUAACUGUUUUAAUUGGUCAGUCAGCCUUGCUAUGAAUGUUGCCAGUACAUACUUGUAUUUUUUAAUUAUCUGUUCGUAUGUACAUCACCAGAUAUGUAAUGGCCUUGUUCAUACAAUAUAAUACAUGUAUUAUAAUUGUUUGUUCAUAUGCACAUUGCAUGACAUACAUGUUAUGGCCUUGUCAUACAAUAUAAUACAUGUAUUAUAAUUGUUUGUUCAUAUGCACAUUGCUUUACAUACAUGUAAUGGCCUUGUCAUACAAUAUAAUACAUGU